This is a messenger RNA of Desarmillaria tabescens, 489 nucleotides long. RefSeq names its product peptidase C14, caspase domain-containing protein. Gene Ontology annotation, molecular function: cysteine-type endopeptidase activity. The transcript has 2 exons. Gene Ontology annotation, biological process: proteolysis. The annotation marks the transcript as partial. The record is from RefSeq and is a predicted model, not a curated record. Lineage: Eukaryota; Fungi; Basidiomycota; Agaricomycetes; Agaricales; Physalacriaceae.
CGUCAAUUUUGGGCCGUUCUCAUCGGUAUUGACGCAUAUCCAACCACUCCACUACGCGGUUGUGUAUCAGAUGCAAGGGAAAUGGCCAAAUAUCUGAUCGGAGACCUCGGUGUCCCAGAAGAUCAUAUUCAGUACCUUCUGGGCAACGAUUCCUCCAUCCCCACCCGUGAUAAUAUAAUCAAAACACUUCUUGGUUUAUCUACUGACGACCGGAUACGGAAAGGCGACAAUAUUAUCAUCUACUUUGCCGGAAAGGGUUCAAUCUACCUUAAUAGGGACUAUUUCCCCAAGGGUACUCUUGAAUGGUACGGAAGCAACAUAGCAUUGUGCCCCGUGGAUCGCACUACUCCCCAUGAUAAUGGUGUCGGUGUCAUCCCCGACAUUAGCGAUCGAGAGAUAAAUAUCAUUCUCAGUGAAAUUGCUGGCACUAAGGGAUGUCAUAUCACUGUCAUUCUUGACUGCUGUCACUCCUCAGGUGCCACCAGGGGU